CGUCACGUUCAGUUUGUAUAGUUAAGUAAAGGCUUAUAAGAUACAGAAUAUGUGCUUACGAUUAUAUUUAUUAAAAUAUUUGACUCUUCAUCACUUGUUGAAUUAUGUUACUCGUUCAAAAUUCAAUUCGGGAAUACAGAGUAGAGAGGAAAUGAAUGACAGAAAGUCUACAUGCUUUAGAUGAACAUAUAAUUCACUUAUACAGCGCUGGAAGAUGCAGGAAAGUAGUUUUAAUGAAACUCACGCGUUCGAAGAGGGAAUGCAAGACGUGGGGAACGGUUGGAAUGAAAAGGCAGCAGGACAGAGGUUGAAUAUUACACCUGUACAGGCUGCUUCAGAGGAAGUUGUGAUAAGUGGCGUGUCGUGUAGACUACCACUGUCUGACAACAUGGACGAGUUCAAAGCAAAUCUCAUGGGAGGAGUUGAUAUGGUGACAGAGGAUGACUCUAGAUGGAAAGCUGGUUUAUACGGCCUGCCAAAGAGGAGCGGAAAAUUGAAAGAUUUGUCAAAAUUUGAUGCAUCAUUUUUUGGCGUACAUCCAAAGCAAGCUAACAGUAUGGAUCCACAGUUACGGAUAUUAUUGGAGCUUACAUACGAAGCUAUUGUUGAUGCAGGUGUAAAUCCAGAGGAUAUCAAGGGCUCAAGGACAGGGGUGUUUAUAGGUGCGAGUGCAUCUGAGAGUCAUGACGCCUGGUCUAUGGAGAUAGAGAAUACGGUUGGAUAUGCCAUGACAGGAUGUACACGGUCAAUGUUUGCUAAUAGACUUUCAUAUUUCUUUGAUUUUAAAGGGCCCAGUUACUCAAUUGAUACAGCAUGCUCAUCAAGUUUAAUGGCCCUGGAUCAGGCAUUACAUGGUAUUCGUUGUGGACAGUGUGAUGCAGCCAUUGUGGGCGGAACUCAGCUUUGUUUAAAUCCUGCUAUUGCAAUGCAAUUUAUGAAACUUGGUAUGCUGUCACCUGAAGGAAUGUGUAAAUCGUUUGAUACUGAUGGCAAUGGUUACUGUAGGAGUGAGGGUAUACUAGCAGUAUACCUUCAGAAACAUGCUGGUGCUAAACGGAUAUAUUGUACACUGGUUCACUCAAAAACAAAUAGUGAUGGAAACAAACAGCAAGGUAUAACAUUUCCAUCUGGAGAUAUUCAGAGGAAGCUACUUAAGGAAGUAUACAGCGAGGCAUGCAUUGACCCGACCCUAGUGUCUUAUGUUGAGGCCCAUGGAACAGGCACGAAGGCUGGAGAUCCACAAGAAGCCAUUGCAUUGUGCGAUGUAUUUUGUAAGAACAGAAAAGGGCCACUUCCUAUUGGAUCAGUGAAGUCAAAUCUGGGACACACUGAACCAGCAUCAGGUCUAGCAGCUGUGGCCAAGGUGAUUGUUGCUAUGGAGGAAGGAACCAUCCCUGGCAACCUGCAUUAUCGUUCACCUAACGAAGAUAUUCCUGGCUUGGCUAAUGGGAAACUUGAAGUAGUCGAUCACAACAUGAAAUGUGAUGUUGGACUCGUUGGGGUGAACUCAUUUGGUCUCGGAGGUUCAAAUGUCCACACCAUCCUUCGGUCAAACAAAUGUGCUGAAAAAUGUUUGAUUGAAGGUUGUGAGAAGAAAAGACUGUUUUUAUACAGUUCGAGGUCGGAAGAAGGUUUGAAAGAAACCUUACAGAAAGUCAAGUGUUAUCCAAAUAAUUUACAUUUACAUGCUUUAAUGAAUGAGACUGCCCAUUUAUCGUCUGCUACAAAUCCUUACAGGGGGUUUACAGUACUGAAUGGCACAGGAGAAAUACAUAUACAGAAAGCAAGUUUAGAAAAACGACCAGUGUGGUAUGUAUUUUCUGGAAUGGGAACACAGUGGCAUGGUAUGGGAAGGCAGAUGAUGGAAAUAGAUGCGUUUAGAACUUCAAUAUUACAAUCAGAUGCAACACUACAGCCAUAUAAUAUGAAUCUGUACGACAUGCUAAUGAAUGAGGGAGAAGCUACCUUUGAAAAUAUCAUGAACUCAUUUGUCGGAAUAGCUGCAAUUCAAGUUGCUCUAGUAGAUGUUCUAACAACCCUGGGUAUUAGACCAGAUGGAAUUAUCGGUCACUCUGUGGGAGAGCUUGGCAGUGCAUAUGCCGAUGGAAGUAUGAUGGCACAGGAAACAGUUUUAGCAGCAUAUUGGAGAGGUCGAUGUGUACAGAAUGCUAAACUUCCACCAGGAGCGAUGGCUGCAAUCGGUCUAACGUGGCAAGAAGCACUGGAACAGUGUCCAGUCGGUGUGAUACCAGCCUGUCACAAUGCAGAGGACACAGUUACUAUUUCUGGCCCAAGGGAUAUCGUCAGAAACUUUGUCAAAGAACUGAAAGAGAAACAGAUAUUUGCAAAAGAGGUCAACACAGCUGGCGUGGCCUUCCAUUCAUACUACAUGAAGGAUGUAGCAGCAUCACUUAAAACUGCACUAGAUAAGGUUAUUGAGAAUCCAAAGGAGAGAUCAGCGAGAUGGAUCAGCUCUUCUAUCCCAGAAAGCAACUGGUCCUCUGAUCUUGCAAGGUUCUCUUCCGCAGACUAUCAUGUAAACAACCUUGUCAGCCCAGUGCUUUUCCAGGAAGCUUUGAAACAUGUACCACCAAAUGCUGUAGUCAUCGAGAUAGCUCCUCAUUGUCUUCUUCAAGCCAUAUUGAAGAGAUCACUUUCCACAUCCUGUUGCAUUGUGGGACUGAUGAAGAGAGCACAUGAGAAUAAUGUCGAAUUUUGCCUCUCAAAUCUCGGAAAGUGUUACCAGCAUGGAGUAAAACUAAAUUCCCUGAAGCUCAUUCCCUCUAUUUCCUUCCCUGUCCCUAGAGGAACCCCAAUGGUGUCACCUUUUUUGAAGUGGGACCAUUCGCAGCGUUGGAAUGUUGCUACAGCUGACAUGUUCAUUGGAGGAGGAGCAAACUCAGCAAACGCGUGUGGUUUCGAUAUUGAUAUAUCACAUGAGUCUGAAGAUAGGUACCUUACGGGACAUAAGAUAGAUGGCCGCGUCCUUUUUCCAGCUGCUGGAUAUUUGUUAUUGGCUUGGAAAACAUUAGCUAAAACAGAAAGAAAGCAGUAUGAUGAGUUAACAGUGUUAUUUGAGGACUUCGACAUUCACAGAGCCACUUUCUUGCCAGAGAAUAAUAAAAUCCAUUUUGAUGUCAGGUAUAUGCCAGGCGUCGGUAAUUUUGAAAUACAAGAGAGUGAAACAUUAGUCGCUAGUGGAAGAGUUAUUUGCUUAAAAAGCAGUGAUCUUACCAGUUAUAAUACUGAUUUAGACUUCAGUACUGAAGAGUUUCAGCUGAAAUCAUCAGAUGUGUAUAAAGAAUUGAGACUUAGAGGGUAUGACUACGGCAGCACAUUCCAAGGCAUUAAAGAGGCUGAUAUGUCAGGAGUGCAUGGUAAAUUGUUGUGGACGGGAAAAUGGGUGUCUUUCCUCGAUUCAAUGUUGCAGAUGACGAUCCUAUCACAACCAGGCCAUGGUCUUUGCUUGCCUACAAAAAUCAAAACUAUUACCAUAGACCCACUAAUGCAUCAGCGAAAAUUUGUUGAUUUAGACGAUGAUCAGAAAGGAGUCUAUGUAGUAGUUGACAAGUAUUGUGACACAUGCACAUCUGGAGGAGUAAUGAUCCGUGGACUUCACGCAACAUCAGUUUCACGUCGUUAUGACUACCGUCAGCCAAUCACAGAGAAGUAUAGUUUCGUACCUUACCAAUCACAUAUUCCAGUACAGGUGUCCGACUCCAUGCAGCAGUAUGCCAGUCAGUGUAUACAGUACGCCCACAAAGGUCUAACUAAUCUUCUAACACUUCAUGGAAACAAUGCGUUCAGUAACAAACAACAUAUUAGAGACGUUGUUGAGCAGUCAGUAGAAGGAAAAGCUCGAACAGUUGAAAUUCCGUCAGAAUAUGACUGCCAUGGUUACCUUUCUGUUUUACAGAAACUCUUCAGCGUUGAUUUCGAUGGGAAGUUUGCUGAUUAUGUUGAUCUGCUUGUAACAGGUAAUCGGGAAUCUAUAAUAACAGAUCAGUUGCUAAAUAUUCUUACCACACCUGAAACAUUGAAACCGUGUUUUGAUCUGGUCGUGGAAAAUACUUUGAAUAAACACUUGAAUGUUUUGGAAGUGUCGGACUCUGGAUUGACUUGUCAUUUAAUACCAUUUGUUACCAGUCAUCUGUUGUUACAAGCAUCUUUCACUAUUGCCACAGCAACGGAAAAUGCUAGCUCAGAGAAUGUUGAGGUAAUAAACUGGUUGCCAAGUGAGAAACCUCUUCAGUCACUUCAGCAUAGCAUACAUUUAGUGGUUGCCAAUAACAUUCUUCAUAAACAGUCAAACAUCAGAUUAUGUCUGUCCAAUAUAUCAGAAUGUCUGAAGAUUGGAGGAUUUAUCCUAGUACAGGAGGUCACCAAGAACUUCCAUCUUGCCUUUCCUCUGGAUGGUUUUACCAAGGACGACUUAUAUAAUGAUCUCAGCAGCAGAAGUUGCAGUAUUUACUGUACAGCUGAGAAAUGGAGGAAAAUAUUCUCACAAGAGGGUUUAGAGAUUAUUUUUGAAAGAUCUGAUCCUUACCUAAAUACUGUGUUUUUAGUAAGGAAAGUCGCAAAUUAUUCUGCUCCUCAGAAAAUUGUACAUGUGACAGAUCUUGAUUGUACCUGGGUGAACAGUCUGAAGGAAGAAAUAAUGUUACUGCAUUCGAAACCCAAGGGAGAAAACUUGUGGUUGGUAUCGGAUAAGAAUUGCAAUGGCAUUGUUGGAAUGGUGAAUUGUCUGCGGCAAGAACCUGGCGGUGACAGAGUGAGAUGUCUCUUCAAUAUGGACAAUGCACCACUACAAGAAAUUGACAAUUUUGUGAAAGAUUUGUCAAAGAAAGAUCUGGUCAUGAAUAUCUAUAACAAUGGUGUAUUGGGAUCAUUUAGGCACAUGCCUUUACCUACAGCUACACUCGUCCAGACAGAACAUGCAUUUGUGAAUGUUUUGAAGAAAGGAGAUCUGUCAAGUUUAACGUGGAUUGAGUCACCUCUCCGUUACUACAAACAAACUGUCCAUUCCCACUCAGAAUUAUGCAGAGUUCAUUACGCCUCCCUCAAUUUCAGAGAUAUAAUGCUUGCUACAGGAAAGCUCCCGCCUGACGCUAUCCCAGGAGACAUUGCAAGCCAGGAGUGCAUGCUGGGAAUGGAAUUUUCAGGAACAAAUUCAAAUGGCAAAUGUGUCAUGGGCCUAGUGCCAACAAAAGGUCUUGCCACAGUGGUUGAUGUAAACAGACAUUUUAUCUGGCCUGUACCUGAUUCCUGGUCACUAGAAGAUGCAGCAACUGUCCCAUUGGUCUACACAACAGCUUACUAUGCUCUGGUUGUCAGGGGUAACAUCCGUCGUGGCGAAAAGAUCCUCAUUCAUUCUGGUAGUGGAGGAGUUGGUCAGGCAGCUAUAGCUAUUGCUCUCAGCUAUGGGUGUGAGGUGUUUACAACUGUAGGCUCUCAGGAAAAAAGAAAUUAUCUGAAGUUGAGAUUCCCUCAGCUUACUGUCAAGCAUUUCUUUAAUUCUAGGGACACUACAUUUGAAAAUGGCAUCCUUGUUGCCACAAGAGGAAAAGGAGUUGAUAUUGUAUUGAAUUCCCUUGCUGGAGAGAAAUUACAGGCUAGUCUUAGAGUCCUCGCUCAACAUGGACGUUUCUUGGAAAUUGGAAAGUUUGAUCUUUCAAAUAACACUUCCCUUGGAAUGUCAGUAUUUCUCAAGAACAUUAGUUUCCAUGGUAUUCUGCUGGAUUCUUUGUUUGAAGAAGGGAACUCAGACUGGUUUGCAGUUUCUCGCUGUCUAACAGAAGGAAUACAGUCUGGAAUUGUACUGCCAUUGAAAGCUGCAGUGUUUGACAGGAAUAAUGUUGAGGAAGCAUUUAGAUUCAUGGCUCAUGGGAGACAUAUUGGAAAGGUUUUGGUUAAGGUUCAAGACAGUGAAUUAACUGUUCCAUUAAGUAUACCGGCGUUACCACGUGUUGCGUGUGACCCUAGAAAAUGUUACAUAAUUACCGGUGGUCUAGGGGGAUUAGGUCUGGAACUAGCCCAGUGGCUGGUCGACCGAGGGGCCACAAGUCUCAUACUAACAUCAAGAUCUGGAGUAAGGACAGGGUAUCAGAAAAGAAAAAUGAAGUUUUUACAGAGUUCUGGAGUGGAAGUUGUUGUGUCAACAAAAAAUGUGACAAGUAAAGAUGAUGUUAGAAAUCUGCUUAUGGACACCAGUUGUAAACUAGUUGGAGGAGUAUUUCAUCUUGCAAUGGUGCUAAUUGAUGGGUACUUUGAAAACUUGGACCAACAAAGUUUCCUGAAAGUGUGUGAGCCUAAAGUGACAGGAACUGUAAAUUUGGAUCAGGGUACCAGAAAGUUUACUAAGGAGAGUUGUGAUUGGUUUGUUGUGUUCUCGUCUGUCUUUUGUGGCCGUGGCAAUCCAGGUCAAUCAAAUUAUGGCUUUGCUAACUCGGUAAUGGAGAGAAUUUGUGAGAAAAGAAAUAAGGACGGACUACAAGGACUAGCAAUUCAGUGGGGUACUGUCGGUGAUGUUGGAAUUGUUCCUGACUCAAUGGGAGACCAUGACACCGUGAUAAAUGGAACAAUUCCACUGCGCGUCCAUACCUGUCUGAAGAGUCUCGACCUAUUCCUUACCCAAUCAGAACCUGUUGUUUCGUGUUUUGUUCCGGCAGAUAAACAGACCGGUAGUAAUAGUGCUGGUGAUAAUAAAUCUGAUCUUGUGCUUGCUGUUUGCCAUAUUCUAGGAAUCAGUGAACCAAUUACUUUUAACCCGGACUCCAGCUUAGGUGACCUUGGCUUAGAUUCAAUGAUGAGUGCGGAGGUCAAACAGAUUCUUGAGAGAGACUUUGAUAUUGUCAUGGAUACAAGGGAAAUUAGGUAUUUGACUGUUAAUAAACUGAGGAACAUAGCAAGCAAUGAUCGUACUGCAGCAGACAAAAAAUCUGCGGAACAUACGGCAGCCGAUAGUGAUAGAAGUGUCGAGGAGUUGACGCCUAAAUAACUUACUGGUAAAGAUGAAUAGCAAGUCAGCUAGCUCUGUACCUAUCUUCACAAUAUAUCAAUUGUGUUUUUAAAAACUCCAUGGUGUUUGUUCUAUGGUGUUUGCUUAGUCUCAAGAGAUCUAAACACACUCCACUUUUGAUGUUAAAAAAACUUUCAAAGAAUAGAACAUUCUAUUGUCGCCGAGGACAUUUACCAAGAAAAUACCGGAGGUGUUAUGUCAAUUUACUGUUUUUAAAUAAUAUCAAGAUAAAAAUGGAACAUUUUAAAAAUAUUCCAUGCACUUGAUACAUUGACAAACAUCCUCCUGUAAACAUUAUAGAUUUUUGCAUUGGCAACAAACUACUUAAUUUUGUCCAAAAGCAUGGUUCCAAUGUCCACAACCAGUUUUCCAUGAAUAUCUAUAAAGAACAGAAGGGACGUCUUAUGUAAUGGCGCAGGUCGUCUGUACAUCUGUAUGGACGUCCGUUUGUUAGCAAUUUCGUUUCCGCUCAAUAGCUUAAGACUGCUUUGAUAUAUGAUACUUAAGUAUGUUGUGGACAUUGCUCAUGGGCAGUGGAUGAGCACUAUUGAGACAUGAACUUGCAUAAUUGGUGUAUUUAAGUGUUAACUAGAAAUAAGUAGGUAUGUGGUUGGCAGAAAUAUGACGUCAUGCUUUAAAUUUGACAUGAAUAUGUAUGUAUGACUGUACUACUAAAAGUGCAGAAUGUAUGUAUCGAGAUGCCAUUUUUCAUGGUGUGUAAUUAUUUAGAAGACAGCUUAAAAUGUGUGGGGUACUUUAAAGUGCACUGUGAACGUAAUGAUUAAGAUGUCACUUUGUAUGUAGCUGAUACUUUAGAAAACGUUGAACUAUGUAAGUAAUGACUGGCUUACAUUUGUAGUGUUUGUGUGUCCCUCGUAUCAGAAGACAGUGUUUGAGUGUUUAAUGAUCGGGUGACAUUCUAGAAAUGUCUGGUAUUUCUUUUUAAGACAGUGCACCAUAAUUAUAAGGUGACAUUUUGUAUGUGGCAAAUACUUUUUAUAUAUGUGGCAAAUACUUUUUAUAACACAUUGCAGUUUGUACAUUUUUAUAAGACAGUUUCAUUUUGUUGUGUUAAUUAGCCUGGUACCUAGUAAAAGACAGCGCACGGUGGACAUUCUUCCUUAUACAACAGUACUGUAUGCUUGUACUUCUUUGUAAGACAGCGCACAGUUUAUGUAAUGUACAAUUUUAUAUGUAUGCAUUACAUCAUUAUAAGACAGUGAAGUGCAUACUUUGUGUCUGGUAUUUUUUAAUGAGACAGAGUGCACUAUAUAUGUAAUGAGAUGUCAUUUUGUAUGCGCUUUGUUCUUAUCAGACUGUUUACUGCAAAGAAAAAGAACCGUUUUGUAUGCGACUGGUGGGUCACUAAAUAAAUAUGUAUUGAUGUACCACUACCAUUUUCUAUACGUGUGGUACAAAUAUUAAAGACAUACAAUACAUGCCAUGGGUUAUCACUAGGCUACUGUGACAACUUUAACAUUUGGGUAUACACAUUGUUUAAAGUGUGUGGAUGUGGAUUCCAUACUUAUUUAUUUAUUUGGGUUUUACGGCGCACCAACACAGUCCAUACAGUCGACGUGGAAAUCACAGUUUUUCUCUUCCUUUCAUGUAGUGUUCUUUGGAAGUAGUGAGAAGUGCGUGACCUAACGGUGGUUGUUGGAACAUUUAAAGGUUCUAAUAUUUAAAAAAUUACAUAUAUUUUCCGUAGGCAACGUCUGGUAAAAUGCAUAUAUCUUAAAUAACGAUGUGACGUAUGAAAACAAACGCCACAGUUGGAGAUUUGUGACCUUUCAGGUCAUUUAAUGCGUGAUACUUAAGAAAUAAUAUAUCCCAAACAGUGAUUUAUCGUUGAAUAAAGUCACUGUUUUGGGUUCAGAUACAAAUGAAUUACAUCACGAGGGCGCAGCCCCAGUGAUAUAACAAUACGCAUCUGAACGACAAACAAUAAUUUUAUUCAAGUUUGAAAUAUAUUAUUUCAAUUGUAACACGCCAUCAAGGAUUAUCAUCUAGAAUAUUUGAAGAUGUUCAACACAUAUUUGCCAGUUUAAUUCCAUUUUUAGUGCACCGUUAUGACAUUUGGCUCUAAUACUUGUGACGUGCAAACAGUGCACGUAUUGCAUUUUAACACACAGUUUCAGUCUUCUUUGUUUCAUAGGGAAAUAAAUCAGGUUGUGUUAGAUUUCUGAUGUAAGUGUCAAAUUUAUACUUAUCUAUUACAAGAAACACAGAAAGGUAUUUCAUUUUUAUUCAAAUUACUCAGAAAACUAUUCUCACAUGUUUGAAUAAAAAUAUUAACUUUUAAAAACCAAAAGCUGUAACAAUUUUACCAUAAUGCAAAUAAUACUGCUGUAUAUAUCUUUUGGCUAAUUUCAUUUAUACUGUGAAAUCGUUUUAUUUUGUUUACACAAAAUACUGUAAAGGCAGAAAUUUUCGCGAAAUUUUAAUUUUCGCUAUAUUUGCGAGGCCCUAUAUCUCGCGAAAAUUAAUCCUCGCGUAACUAUUCACCGCUAGUGUAAUUCAAAUUCAAGUACGAUAUCAUUUUUACAAUUUCGCGAAUAUUAAACCUCGCGAACAUACUCAAAUUCGCGAAGUUUUGACCCAGCAAAAAUAUGUGCUUAUACAGUACGCUAGCGUUGGCUUGCAUGGUUUCUUGAAUUUCGUUUGUUCAUAGGGACUUAAUAUCAUCAGUAGAUCUAGAUUUAUCUAAAACGAUUUCACAGUAUACUGGUAAUAAUAUGCUAGUAAUUGUUAAAUGCAUACGAAGGAAAAUAUAUUCAUAGAU
This is a messenger RNA of Mercenaria mercenaria, 9800 nucleotides long. RefSeq names its product fatty acid synthase-like. Gene Ontology annotation, molecular function: fatty acid synthase activity; oxidoreductase activity; 3-oxoacyl-[acyl-carrier-protein] synthase activity. The coding region runs from base 215 to 6997 and encodes 2260 amino acids. The record is from RefSeq and is a predicted model, not a curated record. Gene Ontology annotation, biological process: fatty acid biosynthetic process. The transcript has 27 exons. NCBI's taxonomy places the organism in Eukaryota, Metazoa, Mollusca, Bivalvia, Venerida, Veneridae.